Molecule: messenger RNA, 2067 nt
Organism: Corythoichthys intestinalis (scribbled pipefish)
Lineage: Eukaryota; Metazoa; Chordata; Actinopteri; Syngnathiformes; Syngnathidae
Product: proliferation-associated protein 2G4-like
Exons: 13
Coding region: 157-1332 (391 amino acids)
Source: RefSeq, a predicted model, not a curated record
GGGGGCCGUCCUGGCGACUGGCGGGGUUCGGUGUGGCUCAGCGGCAACCCGGCUGAGAGAGCUCUCAGAGGAGGUUGAUCGUCGACACCUAUCCGGAGCGGAGCCGUGGGGAUUUUUGGCGCUUUAUGCUCGACAAGCAACACCAUAUCUGUCGAGAUGUCCGACGACGAGCAGGAGCAGACCAUUGCUGAGGACCUAGUGGUCACCAAGUAUAAGAUGGGGGGCGACAUAGCCAACCAGGCACUGCGUCUGGUUCUGGAAACAGCCAAGCCUGGGGUGUCUGUGCUCAGCCUGUGUGAGAAAGGUGACACCUAUAUUAUGGCAGAAACUGGGAAGGUCUUCAAGAAGGAGAAGGACAUGAAGAAAGGUAUUGCCUUUCCUACCAGCGUCUCUGUCAAUAACUGUGUUUGCCACUUCUCCCCACUGAAGAGUGACCCUGACUACAGUCUGAAAGAUGGAGAUCUUGUCAAAAUCGACCUCGGCGUUCACGUAGACGGCUUCAUUGCCAAUGUUGCUCACAGCUUUGUAGUGGGAGCGUCGAAGGAGAAACCCAUCACAGGCCGCAAAGCUGAUGUCAUCAAAGCAGCCCAUCUGUGCGCUGAAGCCGCUCUUCGCCUUGUUAAACCUGGCAACCAGAACACUCAAGUGACAGAGGCCUGGGGCAAAAUCUCCCAAUCAUUCAAAUGCUCACCUAUCGAGGGUAUGCUGUCUCAUCAGUUAAAGCAGCAUGUUAUUAAUGGAGAGAAGACCAUUAUUCAGAAUCCAACAGACCAACAAAGGAAGGAUCACGAAAAGGCAGAGUUCGAGGUCCAUGAAGUUUACGCUGUGGAUGUCUUAGUCAGCACUGGAGAAGGGAAGGCCCGAGAUGGAGGUUUGAGGACCACCAUUUAUAAGAGGGAUCCUAGUAAGCAGUAUGGCCUGAAGAUGAAGACUUCACGUACGUUCUUCAGUGAGGUGGAACGGCGCUUUGAUGCUAUGCCCUUCACGCUCAGGGCAUUUGAAGAUGAAGCCAAAGCCCGGCUGGGAGUAGUUGAAUGUGCCAAGCAUGAGUUGCUGCAGCCCUUUAGCAUCCUACACGAGAAAGAGGGAGAAUUUGUAGCUCAGUUUAAGUUCACAGUGCUGUUGAUGGCUAACGGGCCUCACAGGAUCACCAGCGGGCCUUUUGAACCGGAACUCUACAAGUCAGAGCAUGAAGUCCAGGACGUAGAGCUAAGGACUUUACUACAGAGCUCUGCAAGCAGGAAAACACAAAAGAAAAAGAAAAAGAAGGCUUCGAAGACAGCAGAAAAUGCAGCAGGUCAGCCAAGCGAGGAAACAGAGGCAGCAGAAUGAAUAACUGUCUUCACACCCAUGCAAGAAGAGCCCAAAGAGAGCCAGAAAAAUACCCUGCUGUCCUCCAGUUGUUCUGAAGAGCUGAUUUCCCUUUGUGUCCAAUUUAUAAAAGCAAGCUUGGGAACUGGAAGUGACUAUUUCAUAAGUGACAUUGUUUCAUGAACGCUUGAAUUCCUAACCCUUUACUGCAUUACAGAAAAGGAUAUAAUUACUUUAAGUGAGUGUGCUUUUUUUCUAAAAAUGAAUCCCCACUCACCGUCCUAUUUACGGUACACCCAACCUCUAAAACAUUUUAAGCCAACAUUGGGCGUUAAUGGAACUAACCAAGUGUGUUUUUGAUCUUCAAAUGUGAUUAAAGAAAUAUUGGAGCUGUUGCUUUCAGCACAUAUCCAAUUGGAAUACACAGUGUCUGAGACCAUGUUUCUCCCGAUGAAUCAAAUUCACAAACAUCUCUAUGUAUGUCAUGCUAUUUAUUCAAAGGGAAGUGCGGUAAAGGGUUGCAUUUGGUGCUUGUCACUCAUGAAAACUGACAAUGUGAGGAUAGUAGUUCCACAAGUGUACAAUGCAAAGAAUAUUUUCAAGGUUUGUAGUGUCAUAGACAAAGUGUUCAUCAACCUGUUCAGGAUUGUGUUUUUCAAAGAAUAGUUCCACUUGCAAGUUGAGAAUUAGAAGGGGAAACAGGUGUAUGGGAACAAAUGCUAAAUUUACUGCCAUUAAAUCAUAAUGAGUGGAAGC